UAAAUGUAAACAUAGAUGUUUGUUUGAAUGUUGAACUUGAUUUCUUUGAAAUUUUGACGACUAUGAACUUUGUAAAUUGUUUAAGUGUUCGUGGAUGUUGUGAACUUUCUUUGUAACGAGUUACGUGUUGAAUAUUUGUCUGAAUGAACGAAAUGUGCUGAACAUGCGUCUGAAUGAACGAAUGUGGAAAAGGAUGAUCGACUAAGAAGAUCAUAUCUUUAGUGUCGAUGUCGGGCGUGUGAAUAGCGCCGCGUGUGACCGUCGAGGGUGAGGGUCGAGUAGGGGAAUACCGGGUGUUCAUGGGAGAACAGUUACCCGUGGGAGUGUAUCCCGAAUGGACUGGGUGUUCAAGGGAGAACAGCUACCUAUCCCGAAUGGACUGGGUGUUCAAGGGAGAACAACUACCAGUGGGAGUGUAUCCCGAACGGACUGGGUGUUCAAGGGAGAACAGCUACCAGUGGGAGUAUUUCCAAGGCGUUCGGAAGUGGACGUACUUGGGGCGAUCAACGAUGACCCUGGGACUCGACAUGCGAGAAAUUAUAUAUGAACUGAAAUGAUAAUAAUAAUGAAAUAUACUUCUUAUUUGAAACUGCAAUGAGUAAUGUGUCAGCAAAAAAUGAAUGCUAACUGAAAUAAUAUUUAAGAUGAGUAGCAUUCCACGUGUUGGGAAUGGGCUGUCCGUCGAGGAGUUGGAGGCGGUAUGCACCAUUCGCCAUGUCCUCGACGAUGCGGAAUGGGCCUUCCCAGUUGGCAGUUAGUUUGCCGUGCGCUCGAUUCUUCCUAGCUUCUCCUCGUUUUCGCCAGACCAGAUCGCCACUUUUGAACGCUCUGGGUUUGACCUUGGUGUUGUAACAGCGAGAUAGCAUUCGCUUUUGUGCCUCUGCGCGGACGGUAGCGACCUCUCGACGCUCAGGAAGAAUGUCGAGAUUCACCCGUAUCUAUUCGUCAUUAAGCGUCAUAUCAGUGAUAUUCCGUCUUAACGAGGGUUCGCCGACCUCGACCGGGAGCAUGGCAUCAUGGCCAUAAGUCAGGUUGAAUGGUGUGUCCCCUGUGGAUCCGUGUGGAGUGCACCGAUAUGCCCACAAGACCUCUGGUAGCUCUUCUACCCACAACCCUUUGGCUUCGCCGAGUCGCUUUUUUAACUCAGUAAGUAUGGCUUUGUUUGCGGCCUCGGCUUGGCCGUUCGUUUGAGGAUGCUCGACCGAGGAGGUGACGUGUUUGAUGCCCAAACUGCUGAGGAAUGCCUCUAGUUUGCGUUCGACGAACUGGCGACCGUUGUCCGUAAUGAUCUUCUGCGGUAGGCCGAAUCGAUAGAUCAGGCGCCAGAUGAACUUCUGCACUCGCUGAGCACUGAUGACGGACAACGGCUCAGCCUCUAUCCAUUCUGUGAAAUAGUCGACCGCCACGAGGAGGAACUUGUUCUGUGCUUUGGCAAGGGGUAAAGGUCCAACUAUGUCGAGACCCCAUUGAGCGAAGGGCCAGGGAGAAAUGAUACCAUGGAAGUCUUCGGGAGGUGCGUGGAUGUCGUGAUCGUGGGCUUGACAGGAGAUACACUUCUUGAUGAACGUCUCACAAUCUCGGUCGAGCGUAGGCCAGUAAUAUCCUGCGCGGAGUAUGCGUGCUCUGAGCAUUCGCUUACCCGAAUGAAAUCCGCAUAUGCCUGUGUGCAGCUCGCGCAAGACAUAGUCGGCUUCCUCCUCUGAUAUGCAUUUCAAAAGAGGAGUACUGUGGCCGCGGCGGUAUAGGUCGUCGCCUAUGCACAAAAAAUGCGCAAUUCGUUUUGAAUCAGUCAGACUAAUGCUCUCUCCCUGUUCCUGUUGCACCAUUAGAGCCUUGAUCUUCUGCCGCCAGUCUGUUGCCGGUGUCGACAUAUCGGUGACGAAAGCUUCCACGACUGGAUGGUCGAGCGACAUCUUGAUGAUUGAUGAUAGCUGUGCUCUCUCCUUAGAGUGAGUUAACUUAGACAAGAGAUCUGCUCUUGUGUUUUGCUCCCUGGGUACAUGGACGAUGUUAACCUCGGCGAAGUUUUGAAGUAGAGUCUGAGCUUUGUGGAAAUAGCGCAGUAACUGAUUAUCUUUAACCUGAUAAGUUCCGUUCACGUGGCCGACCACUAACUUUGAAUCCAUCCGACACUCUAGACGAGGGACCGCGAGCUCUUUGGCUAAGGAUAGACCAGCAAUCAAGGCUUCGUACUCGGCCUGGUUGUUGCUAGCAGAAAAUUUGAAUGUGAUGACUUGCUCUAUGACUAAACCAUCUGGUCCUUCUAGGACAACCCCGACUCCUCCCCCUUUUGUCGGAGGAUCCAUCUACGUUGAGGAGCCACUUUGGUGUUGAGUCAUCAGGUGCGGGUAUUAAUUCAGCUGCAAAAUCCGCCAAAUGCUGACCCUUGACGGACCCCCGCGACUUAUAACGUAAUCCGAACUCGGAAAGCUCCACUGACCAAGAGACCAUCCGUCCUGCUAAGUCAGGCUUGCGGAGGAUCUUGGCGAUCGGGUGAUCGGUCCGGACUACUACUUGGUGGCUCUGGAAAUACGGUCGGAGUCGACGCGAAGCUGUGAGUAGGGCCAGCGCGAUUUUCUCGAUGCGAGAAUAUCUUUCUUCCGCCCCCUGUAGCGUACGGCUGGUGAAGUAUAUUAACUUGAGGGAGGGUGCUUCUUGUAUUAAGGCAGCGCUGACGGCUUGGUGGGAUGCUGCGAUAUACAGCUGUAAGUCGGACCCAGCGUCCGGUCUAGCCAUAAUUGGAGGACUAGUGAGAAUGUGUUUGACAGUGCUGAAUGCUGUUUCACAAUCACCAUCCCAGUGUCGUGUGGUGCCCUUCUUCAUGUUCUUCAGGAUGGGCUUGAUGUGUUCGACUAGCUUCGGAAUGAAACAAGAGAGGGCUGUGAGUCUACCAACUAGACGUUGUACCUCCCUGAGGGUUGUUGGGGCUGCCAUGUCGAGUAUGGCUUUGCACUUGUCGGGGUUGGCUUCGAUGCCUCGACGAGUAAGCAUGAAACCUAGAAACUUACCCGCAGGGACUCCGAAGGUGCACUUGGAAGGGUUAAGGCGCAUGCUGUACCUUCUGAUUUGGCCGAAUACUUCUUUUAAGUCUUGCAGGUGUUGUUCCACAGAAUUGCUCCUGAUUACCAUGUCGUCGACAUAGACGUCCAUGCAUUGUCUUAUCUGAUGAUGGAAAACUUUAUUCAUGAGGCGUUGAUAAGUAGCCCUGGCAUUCUUUAAACCGAACGACAUUACUUCAUAACAGUAAUUAGCGCGUUCAGUAAUGAAGGCUGUUUUGCUCUGAUCGGACGCGUACAUGGGGAUUUGGUUGUAUCCCGAGUAUGCGUCGAGGAAGCUGAGUAUAACAUGACCGGAGGCUACCAACCGAUCGAUGCUAGGCAAGGGAUAUGAAUCUUUAGGGCACACUUUGUUGAGGUCGGUGAAGUCGACGCACAUUCUCCACUGGCCGUUCGACUUCUUGACCAUGACGACGUUCGACAACCACGUAGUGUAAUUUAACUCUCUGAUGAACUGGGCGUUCAUCAACUUCUCGAUCUCAACCUGAAUGGCUUUGCGCUUCUCUUCUCCGAACCGUCGCUUCUUUUGCGUGACAGGGCGUGCCUCUCUGAAGAUGGACAACUUAUGGGCCAUGACUCCGGGGUGGAUUCCUGGCAUAUCGGAGGUCGUCCACGCGAACAAGUCUGCGUUGGUCCGGAGCAGACGUCUCAGAUCCUGUUCAUCCUUCAAAGCGAGGUCCCCGCCAAAGUUUGUGGUUUUGGAGCCGUCCGCUGCCAAUGAAAGGAACUUGACAUCGCCUUGUGGAUGGAGACGCUCGUCUAUGUUAGUUCGGGGGUCCAAGUCGACCGCCGCUGUUUCAGCUCCUUUCGCCCUUUUGGUUGGUACAAAAGGGGUGACUUUAAGCCCGACAACAUAACACUGUCGAGCCGUUCGCUGAUCCGCUCUUACGGUGCAAAUGGUGCCACGUUCCGUGGGAAACUUCAUGGCCAGGUGAGGGGUGGACACAAUGGCUCCAAAUGCAUUCAAACAAGGUCGCCAUAACAAGGUGUUGUAUGAUGUGUUGGCCUCGACCAACAGAAAGCGGACUCUAAGUUCCGGUGCCUCCUGACCCGUUCCCAGGCGCGUUCGUAGGUCGAGGUACCCCCGGGUGUCGAGUCUUUCCCCUGAAAAGCCUACAAUUUGCUCGUUGAAAGGAGCAAUGAGGUCCUCUGAUAGAUCCAUCUUUUUGAAGGUGGACCAGUAUAGGAUGUUGACCGAACUCCCCUGAUCGACGAGUACCUUGCUGACGUCGUAUCGAGCUAUUUCGGCCAUGAUGACCAUGGGAUCAUCGUGAUCAGGGUCGGGCGCAUGGAAAUCUGCAUUGGUGAAGGUAAUAUCAGGAAUUGACCGAGGUUGUCGAUCCACCAUGUGUACCGACUUCAACUGUCUUAGAUGUCGUUUCCUGGCGGAGGAUGACACUCCCCCCCGGCGAAACCACCCGAUAUGGUGUCGAUUCGACCUCGGACUGAACGUUCUCUCUCCGUUCGUCGGGGUUGGCUGCGCGAUCGCCUGCGGCGUCGGUCAUCCCGAGGAGGUGAUCGCUCGGGGCUCCGUCUGGAGGGAUCCUUACGGUGAGGAGUUGUGGCUCUGGUGGAGAUUCUGUCCUUAACGUAGUUCUGGAGGUAGCCUGCUCGGAUGAGUCGCUCCAGCUCGUCCUUCACCAAGUUGCAUUCUUCCGUAUCAUGCCCAUGAUUCAUGUGGAGGCGGCAGGCCUUGCUGCUGUCCGCGUUCUUGGGAGUAGCUCUUCGCCGCACAGUUAGGAGUUCGGCGUGCAAAGCCUCCUCAAGCACCUUUGCUCUGGGUGCGUUGAGGGUCGCGUAGCGAUCGUACUUAGACGUCCACCCUGACUCUUUUCGGGGCGGUCGGUCUGAUUUAUAGUCGUUGGUCGGUCGUUUGGCGGGUUUCUUAGCAUCAUGGUUGGAGGUAUCCUGCUGCUGCUUCUUCCGAGAAUUCCGAAGAUCCUCGAUGCGGAUGAACUUUGCAAUUGUGGAUUGCAGUUCUUCCAUAGAUGUUGGAGGGUCAGCAUAUAAUUGUUCCGCAAAAUAUCCUGGCCUUAAGCACGAGGGUAGAUUGCUGAUGAUGAAGGUGUGAUUGAUAUCUUUCACACGCCGGGCCGUCUCGUUGUAUCGUUGCAUGAACGGUUUUAGGGUUUCAUCCUUCUCCUGCUUGGUAUUCACAAGCUCAGCAGCAGUCAUCUCCGAUUUUCUGUUGGUUGCGUACUGUUUUCGGAACAGAGUUUCGAUUGUCGCAAAACAAUCUACUGAAUUCCGUGGAAGAGUGUGGAACCACUCCAAGGCCUCAUCCUUAAGGGAUAAGGAGAAAGCUCUGCAAAUGACGGGGUCAUUGUCUGUGUAGAACGCCAUGGCGUCUAUAAAGUUACGCAGGUGAUUGUCGGGAUCGGCGGAGCCAUCAUAACGGUCCAAUGCUGGGGGAGGUUUAUCUGGCAUGUGCGCUUGCAUGAUGGUCUCCGUGAACGGGAGCAAGUUGGUGAGACGCAUGGAAGGAGGACCUUUCUUGCCCCCGCCAAAUGGGUCAGACGACCCUCCAUGGUGGCUCCCUUCAUUAUUGUCAUGCCGAUUAGAGGCUGACAAUUCUGGCGGUGGUUGUUGCACCCUCAGUGCCGCCAGCUCCUCUGCCUGCUUGCGCUGGAGUUCUUGCUGCUCCCGUAUAGUUUGUGCUUGUGCCUCGAUCUGUGUCUGCAGCUGCUGGAUCAAAUCGCGAGUGUUGAAGUCUUCCAUAGCUCCGGUGGUCGUCGUUGGGAUAUCAAAUCUCGGCCCCACGGUGGGCGCCAAAAUGUUUCAGUAUGGAUGUGAAACCGAGAUACAAACCUAACAAAUCUCAACUGCUCCUUCCUGUGACGCCGCUACUGUGAUAUCUCUCUUUCUGUGUUAUGCUCUCUGAGGGGAAAAUGGGCUGGGUACCUGCAAAGGCACUCCGACGCUCAAGUCAGAAAAGGGAUCUCUUGAAUCUUUUCAGUUCAAAGUGAUCAAGAAGAAGAAUAAUUUCUCUCUCUUAAUUUCUCUAAGGGGAAAAACGUACCUUUUUUCUCGUGUGCUUUGUGUAUUUAAAACAGUAAAAUAAACCGUUUACCUGAAAGUCCGGAUGGUUACCGAAGUUUACUAUCUGGUAGUUAUAAUUGCUAGAUCGUGUCUGAUACUGGGUCAGUUAUUCCCGUGAUUUAUGGCAUUGACCGAUAUUCGUAACUGGUAACUUCUAACCGCUACACCUUUUAAGUUUAAGAUAUCGCUCGUCAUAUGUCGACCGCCUUAUAUACUGAUGUAACUAUGCGAACUGUCGUGCGAGACUUUUGUCGCGACAUCACUGUUUAGUUGUCGAUCACCAAGUGGUCGACGUCAAACUCUAAAUGAUAUGAACAUAAGAAAACCCAGAAAAUGGUCGGUUGGGUUAUGUGUCGAUCGUUUAGUAGACUAUAUUACUGUUUAAUGGUCGAUCACCAAGUAGUCGACAUUAAGCUGUAAGUGAUACGAGCAUGAGAAGGCCUAGUGGACGGUCGGUUGGGUUAUUUGUCGACCGUUAAGUGGACUCAGGAUAUAGUUACGAACACAGCACAUAGGGUUUAUUGUGUUGUGUUGAAAUAUGGAGGGUGCUCGACGACUACAGGGACAAUCUAUAGCAGUUUUCAAUGAAGGAAUUGGAUUACUCCUUUUCCGCUGGUCGGCUCUUCAAACUGCUGUCGAGAACGAAUGGGGUGGCCGUGAGUCCCGUGUCAAAGCCGAUCAACUUGUCACUGAUAUUCUUUCGUGGUUCACUCAAUUCAAAGAGCCACUGUACAUUGAUGACUUAGAAGACAUACUGGAUCAAGGUAUGCUUUCUCUCAAUGUGGAGGUCGAAGAUGGCAGUAUUGAAGAGGUAGCUGAGAAAUUAAUGGUUAUGCAUGAAGAAUUCUUGGACGGAAAUUUUAGUUCUUUUGAAAAUCUUAGGAAAGCCAAUCUCGAGCAAGCAACUCGUCCUCACACAGCGCAGAUUGUAAAUGAUGGUGAAGAUGACAGUGACGAAGAUGGUGGUGAUGAAACCAUGAGUGUAGAUUGUAAUUCUUCAAGCAUGAAUACGGAGAUUCCGAGAUCUUAUUCAAACAAUAAUUCAGUUAAUGAGCCCCGGCCGAAUGUUUCGGGCGGAGCAGAUGAUGGAUGGGCUGUAGUUUCAAACAGAAGAAAUAAGGGGAGGAAAAAUUAGAUAAAAAAAUAUCUAUUGUUUUUUCAAAGUUUUGUUUCAAGCGGGGUAGUCCUUAUACUUUUUGAGGUUUUGCAGAAUAUCUUAAGGAUUUAGAAAAAAUAGUUAUCCCGGUUAUAUGCAUUGGAAAAUCGUACGUUAUGUUUUAUACAUUUUUUUUGCCUUGUGGUUUCAUUUUAUGUGAUCAAGCCGGGCCAGUUUCCGGAUUUCGUA
Vigna angularis (adzuki bean) is the source of this 7440-nucleotide messenger RNA. RefSeq lists its product as uncharacterized. The record is from RefSeq and is a predicted model, not a curated record. Lineage: Eukaryota; Viridiplantae; Streptophyta; Magnoliopsida; Fabales; Fabaceae. The coding region runs from base 6634 to 7230 and encodes 198 amino acids. Gene Ontology annotation, cellular component: nucleus. Gene Ontology annotation, biological process: maturation of SSU-rRNA from tricistronic rRNA transcript (SSU-rRNA, 5.8S rRNA, LSU-rRNA). The transcript is spliced from 5 exons.